GUUGGAGAUUAAUGCAGAAACUGGCAGGUAUCCAAAAGCAAUAUAUGCAUUGGACAAACCGGCAAAACAAGUUAUUUGUGAAUGGAUGAAGGGACUCAGAUUUCCUGAUGGUUAUGUGUCUAACAUGGCACGAUGUGUCGACAUGAACAAGUACAGAUUAUUUGGAAUGAAAAGUCAUGAUUGUCAUAUUUUCAUGCAAAGGUUGUUGCCUAUUGCUUUUCGUGAAUUAUUACCAAUGAGAGUGUGGGAAGCAAUUACCGAGCUAAGCAUUUUCUUUAAGCAACUAACGAGUACUAUCUUACGGGAGGAAGAUAUGCAAAGGCUUGAAGAGGACAUUCCGGUUAUACUAUGCAAAUUGGAGCGAAUAUUUCCUCCGGGUUUCUUCGACUCGAUGGAACAUCUUUCAGUUCAUCUUGCAUAUGAAGCUCGCAUUGGGGGUCCAGUGCAAUAUCGUUGGAUGUAUCCAUAUGAGCGGUACAAUGGAAUUUUAAAGAAGAAUAUUAAAAAUAAAGCCAAAGUUGAAGGAUCAAUUGCUAAUGCAUACUUGGUAGAAGAAGCAUCUUCUUUUUGUGCUUACUAUUUUGAGUCACAUGUUUCUACAAGGCAUCGACGGGUUCCACGUAAUGAUGAUGGUGGUGUAGUGAAAGAUCAGGAGAUUGAAGGAAAUCUAUCAAUAUUCAAAUAUCCGGGUAGACCCAUAGGUCAAUCAAAGAAAAGGAUAUUGACAAAGGAUGAAAGAAAUGCAGCUCAUUUAUAUAUCUUACUAAAUUGUGAAGAAGUUUCGCCAUUUAUCAAAUAUGGCCAGGGGUAAAGGUAAAGAAGAUGCACGUAAUGCUGAUCGUGGUGUUUUAACAGGUACAGGUAGAGGCCGAGGCCGAGGUGAUCCAGAAAUUGUUCGUGGUCGAGACAUUAUAGCCAGUGCACCUUCUUCAGCUGGCUUUAGAGCCCCAACGCUUACUCCAACAACUCCUGUAUCAUACUCAGUCCCUGCAGCCCCUCCACUUGCUCCAGUUGCCCCCACUGCCCCAACUUCUUCAAGUUCUGUUCCUGGAUCGAGUGCUAGUCGAUCUGCAUCCUCAUCCUCAUCACAUGCUACUAGGACCUACUGUUAUGUGCAUGCAAGCGGAAAUCUUAUACCUUCUGAGAAGACAUCUGGUGCCUGCACAAAGAUUUUUCAGAAGUACAAUGUCGAGGAGGGUUCUUCCUGGAAGAAUAUCCCACAAUCCACAAAAGAUUUUUAUUUCAGAGAGUUUGAGAAAGAAUUUCACUGGGAUGAGGGAAGUGCUGCAAUAGUGAGGAAGGCAUGGAAUAAAAAAACAGCUACCCGAUACAAAGACUUUCUGACAAAUGAAAAGAAGAAGAAAAAAGAGGAGUGCUUAUAUAUCAAAUGAAGUUUGGGAUAAAUGGAAUUUAGAUUGGAGUACUCCAGAGUAUGUAGCAAAGUCAGUGAAGUACGCAAAGAACCGCCUAACAGAGAAGGGAGGUGCAGGAGCUGGUCCUUCUAAACAUACAGGUGGGUCCAUAACACAUGAGGAGCAUGCAAGACGCAUACAAAAUGCUAAGAUAGACAAAGUUCCUCCAACAGCAGCUGAGUUGUUUCUCCACACCCAUACAAAGAAGAGUGAUCGCAACAAAUUUGUUGAUAAACGAGCUGAACUUGUUUAUGAAAAUUAUUUGAAGCUAAAAGAACAACAUUCAAGCCAGAAUGUGGGAUCAGAUCAUGUGGAAGGAGAUGUAGGAACUAUUAAUGAGGAUCAAUUGUUCAUUACUGCAGCAGGAGGAUGGCAAGGAAGUCGAGUUUAUGGUUUAGGUAGUGCUGCAUCUUCUGCCUUCUCUCAAACAGGAACUGUGGGAAAAACAACAAAUGUUCCAUCAUCACAAUCACCAGAAUGGAAGAAGGAAAUUGAAGCAAAGUUUGAAGAGAAAUAUAAUAGUUUGCAGAAACUUGUAGAAGACCAAAAUCAGAUAAUAGCUCGAAUGCGUGAUGAACUACAGGCAACGAGGAUGGGACAGCAGUCUUCCUCAUUGAUGCCAUCAACAUCUGAUAUGCCUCCAGCUCAAAGAUCCCCUGGUGAUUCACAUAUAGAUUAGCAUGAUAUCAUUUCUCACUAACUUUAAUAAUAUAUUUUAUGAUAUGAAUUUGAUACUAUUUGGAUUAAUUAUGUAUUUUGAGAUAUUUUAAGUUUUAUAGUCUUGAACUAUAGUAAUGUUUUGGAUUUUUAGAUUGCACAAUUAUGAAAUGAAGUUGAUGUUUAUAUAUUA
Messenger RNA from Manihot esculenta (cassava), 2262 nucleotides. RefSeq lists its product as uncharacterized. The transcript is spliced from 6 exons. The coding region runs from base 1348 to 2091 and encodes 247 amino acids. Lineage: Eukaryota; Viridiplantae; Streptophyta; Magnoliopsida; Malpighiales; Euphorbiaceae. The record is from RefSeq and is a predicted model, not a curated record.